Scaptodrosophila lebanonensis is the source of this 1517-nucleotide messenger RNA. Its product is annotated as ubiquilin-2. The transcript has a single exon. Gene Ontology annotation, biological process: ubiquitin-dependent protein catabolic process. Gene Ontology annotation, cellular component: cytosol. Bases 100 to 1350 code for a protein of 416 amino acids. Lineage: Eukaryota; Metazoa; Arthropoda; Insecta; Diptera; Drosophilidae. Gene Ontology annotation, molecular function: polyubiquitin modification-dependent protein binding. The record is from RefSeq and is a predicted model, not a curated record.
AAAAAUAAAAACACAUUUUCAGAAAGUUGUGUGUAAAGGCAUUACAUUUCUAAUCCAUUUUCAUUUCGGUCUUUCUUUCUUCUAGCUGAUUCUGCCUGAAUGGAGACGAAAUCAAUCGACAUCACUGCCAAGACCAGUGGCGGACGUUCGGAAAUUGUUUCUCUGCGCCAGAACGAGCGCAUCUACAACUUGCGCGCACUGGUCGCAGUUCGCUUCGAGGAGGCCAUUGACAAGAUCCUGCUUGUUUAUGGCGGACAGUUGCUGCGUGAUGUGGGCACCAUUGCCUAUCACGGCAUCACAUCGGGAGUUACUGUGCAUGUGGUGUUUCGUCCACUGCCCAAACCAAUCAUUUGUGUUGGCCUCGGACUUGCCAGCAGUGGGCGCCGCAGUGGCAGCAAUACUAAAGCUAACAGCGACAAGAAACCGCAAGAAACAAGAAACAAGGAUCCCAUGGAUCCGCAGUUUGAGAGCUUGAUAGCGGCCAAGAGCAAGCUCGCCUGGAAGCUCUUUCUCGAAAAUCCCGGCGUACUCCGCGAGGUACUGCAGAACGACAUUCGCUUCAAAGGCAUCAUCGAGGAGAAUGCACAGUUUCGCUAUUAUCUGAACAGUGAUCGAAAUUUGCGUGAGAUUAUCUCGGUGGCUUUCAAUCCGGCCAAGGUGCAGGAGCUUGGGCGUCGCCGCGAUCUCUAUAUGCUGCGUAUGGAGUCUAUGCCGGGCGGCUACAAGUUACUCGAUCGCAUCAACAACUUCAUGUGCGAGGCCUACGAAAAUACUGUGGCCCUGCGCUAUCAGCGCGCUGGCCGCAAGACUACGAGCAACGUAAAUCCGCAACGUGGAUAUGAGAACAAUGAGCCGCUGCCGAAUCCCUGGAAGCCCAAGAUAGGCAGCUACUUUGACGUCUUCGGCAGAAAGGAUGAGCGUUUGUCAGCCAGUUUUAGGCAGAAAUUCGAGCAAAUAUUACGCUCGCGCUCCGAUGAUAUCUGGAACUCUGUGGCCGCAACACAAUCUCUUAAUGGACCCAUUUCGGCGGAGCGAAUCUUGGAGUGCCGUAUGCAACGACGUCAGAUCAAACCGAUGCUGCCACAGCAGCCAGUAAAGCGGAUUGUGGACAAAGAUGCCGGUAUACCAUCGAUGGCCACAUCAAAGAUGAGCAAUGCAAUCCCGCUGAACGCCUUGGAGUAUUUACCUAGCCAUUCUCUGGGAUUCUGGGAGCAACGUUUCAGCUCGCAAACUAAAGAGCUGGACAAAUUAGGAUUUUCAGAUCGUCAUCGCAAUAUAUCCGCCCUUUUGAUAGCAUCGGGUAACAUCGAGAAUGCUGUCAAACUGUUGGAGAAAUGGAAACGCGUCUAAAACACACAUACACCCACGCACUCAUACGGCAUUUCUUGCAUUACCCCUCAGUCCUUAAUCUGUUGGGUAAGGCGCCGUCAUCUGAGCAACAACUACAACUACUAUUCAUCUUGUGAGCAAUCAUAAAAACCAUAGCAAUAUAUAAAUAUAAAAAGAUAUGCAUAUAA